Molecule: messenger RNA, 2932 nt
Organism: Prionailurus viverrinus (fishing cat)
Lineage: Eukaryota; Metazoa; Chordata; Mammalia; Carnivora; Felidae
Gene: NAIF1
Product: nuclear apoptosis inducing factor 1
Exons: 2
Coding region: 38-1021 (327 amino acids)
Cellular component (GO): nucleus
Source: RefSeq, a predicted model, not a curated record
UUAUAAUUUCUUUAAAAAGGGAGGGUGGGGAGAGGCCAUGGCCGUCCCAGCCAAGAAGAGGAAGAUGAACUUCUCUGAGCGAGAGGUGGAAAUCAUCGUAGAGGAGCUGGAACUGAAGAAGCACCUGCUGGUGAACCACUUCAACGCCGGGGUCCCUCUGGCUGCCAAGAGUGCGGCCUGGCACGGCAUCUUAAGAAGGGUCAACGCGGUGGCCACCUGCCGCAGGGAGCUGCCUGAGGUCAAGAAGAAGUGGUCUGACCUCAAGACCGAGGUCCGUCGCAAGGUUGCCCAGGUCCGGGCAGCGGUGGAGGGUGGCGAGGCCCCAGGGCCCACUGAGGAGGAUGGAGCCGGUGGGCCUGGGACAGGUGGUGGCAGUGGCGGCGGUGGCCCAUCUGUAGCCCCCGUCCUGCUCACCCCCAUGCAACAGCGCAUCUGCAACCUGCUGGGCGAGGCUACCAUCAUCAGCUUGCCCAGUACCACAGAGAUCCACCCCGUGGCCCUUGGACCCACAGCCACUGCAGCCGCAGCCACGGUCACCCUGACACAGAUCCCCACGGAGACCACCUAUCAUACGCUGGAGGAGGGAGUGGUGGAGUACUGUACCGCUGAGGCGCCCCCACCCCUGCCCGCCGAGGCCCCCGUGGAGAUGAUGGCUCAGCACGCUGAUACCUCGGUCAAACCCCAGGCGCUCAAGAGCCGCAUCGCCCUCAACUCCGCCAAGCUGAUCCAGGAGCAGCGAGUUACCAAUCUGCACGUGAAGGAGAUCGCCCAGCACCUGGAGCAGCAGAACGACCUACUGCAGAUGAUCCGCCGCUCCCAGGAGGUCCAGGCCUGCGCCCAGGAGCGCCAGGCCCAGGCCAUGGAGGGCACCCAGGCAGCGCUGAGUGUCCUCAUCCAGGUCCUCCGGCCCAUGAUCAAAGAUUUCCGCCGCUACCUGCAGAGCAACACGCCCAACCCCACUCCCGCCUCUGACCCUGGACAGGUGGCCCAGAACGGGCAGCCCGACAGCAUCAUCCAAUGAGGACGGGGUGGCGCCAGCCUUCUGCUCUGUUUGGAUGACGUCACUGUGGUCUUGUACGUGGGUUCUGUGACUGGCCACGUGGACAGCUCUCUCUUUGAUAGACUGUUAGGGGUCCGAAGUUUCGUUGGAGUGAGGAAGACCGAGAAGAACUUGUUGGGCUCCUGGGACCCGCACUCUCUUACCCUCACCACUUGAGCUGCCUGGCUGACAGCCUGAAGAUUGGUUAGGUGGGCGGUGGGCGCUGGUGAGGCUCCACACCUUGUCAUGAGCCAGGGCUUGGGACAUGACCCAGACCCUGUCUAGGACAACUGUAAGGGAGGUUCUCACUGGGGGCCGUCUCCCAGCCGGGGUCUGUGCUGAAAUUCUCCCCCCUCCCCCCACCCCCCCAACCCAACCCAGUGUCAUCGUUUGGAAUAAGAUGUCAGUGGUGCUGGCAGUGACACAAUACCUUCUUCCUCCCUAGGGAGGCAGAGUGACUAGGCCUGAAGAGGAAACUCCACCCUUUUCUCCUCUGCACUGUGCCUCAGUUCUCAGGGGAUUCUAGUCAAUCUGUGCUCUCCCCACCCCCCACCCCAGCCCGGGCCUGACAGGGGCCCCCUUGGUAUAUACCCUGAGCUGCCUCUGCAUUACACCCAGGAUGGGGCCCGCUGGGCUCAGGGAUGCUGGGUGCGGUGGGGACAGCUUGGCCACCGUCUUGUCCUCCACUGCAUCCCUGGGCAGCCCUUUAGUGGUUUGUCCUGACAGCUCUUGACUCAGGUCGGGCAUCAGGCUUUAGGUGCUGUAAAUUCGAGAGAAAACAGCCCCGCGUGGAAUCGUGUUGUUCCCCCCCUCCCCCCCACCCGCCCCUGCAGUGAAUCUGAGGUGACCAGUUGGCUUCUUCCAGAAGGCUUGCUUCAAGCCAGUUGUCUUUAUUCUGUACCACGGACCCCUUCUGGGAAAGGGCGGGGGGCAGCUCUGGCCACACCCUUCCUCCUUUCCUCUCUACUGACUCCACGAUUCCGAAACUCACUGUGGGAAAAAGCCUCCUCAGCAUCACGCCCCGGACUCCCUGUCCCAUUGUUCAGCGCCUCGUGUUCCUGCGGGACUCCCACUGCCUGGCUGGGCAAAUCUGAAGGCCUGAUUGGCCCCGAGUGUCUGAGAUGGGAGAGCCAGAGCUGACCUAAGACGCGGGACCUUUGACUUCUGUGCUCGGGGAAGAGCAGACCGACCUCGGAGUGCGGAAGGAGGUAGUGUUCCCUGUUCCGUCUUGACGCUCUGUCACCUUCUGUAGGGAGUUUACCCAGAUGGCAUUUGUCUCUUUCAUUUUCAGAAUCGCCAUCGAUCACCGAGACGCUCGCAUCUCCCCAGAUCAUUCCCGGGGAUUGCCAUUUUGCUGCCGGUGCCUUGGCCACGCGUGACCAACGGCUGCAACUCGAGGCUCCGGAUCUCAGCUAAACCAUGGAGGUGCUUCGCUUCUGGGCACGUACGUUUGGAAUUGCUUGCUCUGCGGUUGCAAUCACCGGAAGAUGCUCCCAGAGAUGGUCGGGAGGUGACCGCAGUACAGUAAGGUCCGCCCCCCACGGGUGCAGCGUCGGCUACAGAGCAAUGGAGAGGAAUCAGGCUGGUGAGGGGGUGAAUGGCGGAAAGAAAGCCCCACGGGCUGGAAAGCAGCAGCCCCUGGCAGCCCGGCACGCUCCCUCCAUGGAGCCUGACACGCUCCCUCCAUGGAGCCCGACAGCCCUGGCCGGGAAGCUGUGGAGACUUCCUGAGGACUUGCCACUUGGUUUGGUUUUUCUCUGGGGUUGGCAACCUGAGCCAAUAUUGGAUCUGUUCCAAUUGGGUAUAAGGAGGAAUCCUGGAUCACUGAAACUGACUGCUUCUUUCCAGGUCAUAAUUUUAAAUUAAAAAAAAAUGUAUCACUUUUUUUUUACA